GCUUUGAAGUGUCGUCCCCUCCGAAAAAGAGGAGGAAACACAGAAACCUAGAAAGCUUUCCGUAUAUUACCUCUCUCUCCUUUCUUUCCUUUUUCUUUCAUGGCCAAAAUGGAAUCAAUCAGCUUCUCUCUGGCCAUCACCAGAUCUUCCUGAUUCUGCAUCUUCUUCUUCUUCCUUCUACUUUAUAUUUUCCCUUCUUCUCUUAAUCAAUCGAAAUGGCUCAAUCCUGCGUCAAGAUCGCUCGAACCAACAAUCUCAGGAACCUAGUGAACCGUAGGGUAUUGAUUCUCCGUCGAUUCACGCGCAUUCUCUUGAGCAGAAUCGUCCCUUGCGCUCCCGGUAAAUCACAGAGUUAUUUAUUGCUGUCACGCGCCGCCACUCCGUCUCCGAGUGUCUCUCGUUCUCUCCCUCCUCCGGUCCCCGCCGUUGAAGGUGAGGUCGCACGCCGCACAUCGGUACAUAACCACGAUGGCAGCAACCGGAGAUCGGACUCUGAUCUGGUUUCUCUAAAAAUAAGCCUCUUAGGAGAUCCCGAGAUCGGAAAAACUUGCUUCCUGGCGAAGUAUGUUGGUGGAGAGAAACAAGUUGAAAUGAGAGAAUUGGAGAAAGGGAUCCAUUGUACGGACAAGACGUUAUCCAUGGGAGGAGCUCGUAUUUCCUACAGUAUCUGGGAGUUACAAGGAGCUGAGAAAUCACGGGAUCUAGUCCCCAUGGCUUGCAAGGACUCUGUAGCCAUUCUCUUCAUGUUCGAUCUCACCAGUCGUUGCACACUUAACAAUGUGAUUAGCUGGUAUCAACAAGCUAGAAGGUCUAAUCAGACCGCGAUUCCAGUUAUGGUAGGAACAAAGUUUGAUGAGUUUAUUCAGCUCCCUAUCGAUCUGCAAUGGACUAUUGCUAGCCAGGCGAGAACCUAUGCCAAGGCGCUAAACGCGACUCUCUUCUUCUCGAGUGCUUCUUACAACAUAAACGUAAAUAAGAUCUUCAAGUUUGUGACCGCGAAGCUCUUCGACUUACCAUGGACAGUGGAGAGAAAUCUCACCAUCGGAGAACCAAUCAUCGACUACUAGCAUCUUCCAAAACCUAUUUGUAGAUAUAUCUAAUAUAAAACAAGUGAAUCCGAUGAUAGUUUCUUUUGUUUCAUUCACCGCCGUGGGGUUGAUUGGAGCACAGUUUCUAGCCGUUUUUAAA
Molecule: messenger RNA, 1188 nt
Organism: Brassica oleracea var. oleracea
Lineage: Eukaryota; Viridiplantae; Streptophyta; Magnoliopsida; Brassicales; Brassicaceae
Product: septum-promoting GTP-binding protein 1-like
Exons: 5
Coding region: 216-1067 (283 amino acids)
Molecular function (GO): GTP binding; GTPase activity
Source: RefSeq, a predicted model, not a curated record